AUGUCUCGAUUCUCGCGCUACGACACCGACGACGAGCGACUCCCCGACGGCAUGACUCGGGUCGGCUACGACGCCGACACCCAGGUCUACACAUUUCAGGACGCCGACGGAAGCUAUUGGGAGAGCGCACCUGGCUGCCAGUACGGCCAUCUCACCCGCGUCGGCGACGGCCCUUCCGAUGAUGCCGCCGACUCGGAACCCUUCCUCGUUUCCGACGGACCAUGCGAAGCGCAGGAACGCCAGAUGUCGUGGCGGCACGAGCUCAUGCCCUUGCUCAACUUUGGCCUCCUCGUCGGCCUGUCCUUGCUGCUACUCUUCUGGUACCUCCGCUGGUCCGCCCAGAGGGGUGACAAAGCCGCCCAAGUCAAGUGCGGCGUCGACAGCGACGUCUACACCAUCAAGAUCGGCGACACUUGCUGGGCCAUUGCCAAGGACAGGGGCGUCAGCGUCGACGAGAUACUCCAACGGAACUUUGGCCUCGUCUGUGCCUCCCUCAACGUCGGCUCCCGAAUUUGUCUUCCGCUCAAGCCGGACCAGGGUCCGUAA
This is a messenger RNA of Drechmeria coniospora, 546 nucleotides long. RefSeq lists its product as uncharacterized. The transcript has a single exon. NCBI's taxonomy places the organism in Eukaryota, Fungi, Ascomycota, Sordariomycetes, Hypocreales, Ophiocordycipitaceae. The record is from RefSeq and is a predicted model, not a curated record. The coding region runs from base 1 to 546 and encodes 181 amino acids.